UUGAGUCAAGACGCAGCAAUGAAAUUGAUUGUAGCACUCGUCGUGGUCGUAGCCGCAACAGCUUCCGGUAAAGUCAUCAGUGGACCCGAAGAGCUGAGAAGUGCUGGAUAUGGUGAUAAUUCCAAGGUUAAUGAUGAUGACAUUAUAGAGUGCAUAGCAAAAAUUUUAAAGACAAUUAAAUGGGACACCGAUAGCGGUAAUGGUGGUGACGAUGAUGAUGAUGGUAAUGGUGGAAUAUUCGCUGUAGAAGGUGGUGUUUCAUCGACUUAUGUAACUGAACCAUCAGUUACAUCAACCAUUGCGCUAAGCAGAAGUGCACAUAGAUCGGUGAAUAAGGAAGCAAAUCAUAACAAAGGCAACAACGUGCAUGGGCAAGGCAAGGCUCAUGGUAACGCACACGACAAAGGUCAUGGUAAAGCCCAUGCCAAAUCGCACGGUAAAGGUAAAGCGCAUGAUAAAUCUCAUGCUAAAUCGCACGACGCAAGAAAUCACAACAAGAAAUCAAAGAUCGAUAAAACCAAUAAAAACCAUCAAUAGCGAGGGUGCAUAUUCUAAUGGUCUGGGCUACUAAAAUGUAGAUGGAUUAGUUUUAGUCUUCU
Messenger RNA from Nicrophorus vespilloides, 599 nucleotides. Its product is annotated as kininogen-2-like. Lineage: Eukaryota; Metazoa; Arthropoda; Insecta; Coleoptera; Silphidae. The transcript is spliced from 5 exons. The coding region runs from base 19 to 537 and encodes 172 amino acids. The record is from RefSeq and is a predicted model, not a curated record.